AUGGCUAGCGAGAUCGAGCCCGCGGAGGUCCCUCCCAACAUGGGAGUUCUUCCUUCCUACACCGAGGCCAACGAGAACCACCCCCGUCGGAUGGUCCCCCGUGCCGAUGGCGCUCUCGCUCGGCUCGACCCGAGCGUGACGCUGGAGGAGUACAUGUACUGGGCCGGCAUCGAGCGGGAGUUGGAAGAGGAGGAAAACCGGCAGUAUGUGGAAGAACGCGGACCCCUCACCGUCGGCAAGGUCGUCAAGGCCCGCUUCUCCAAGGGUGUGCAUCACGAGAACGAGAAGAAGAGGCAGAGGGAGACCGAGGUCCUGCAGGUGUCGGGGAACGAGAAGUCGCCCGAGGGUAAGGAAGGCAUCGUUGCAGCCACGCCGUCGGACUCGUCUCUGGCCGUGUCCGAUGAGGAAUGGCGAACGGCGGCCCGGGCCCUCCGCACGGCCAGCUGGGGAACCGUCUUCUAUCUGAUCACCACCGACGUGUUGGGUUGGGCCAAUGCACCAUUCGUCUUCGCGAGUGUGGGUUACGGUCCGGCCGUCGCCCUGUUUAUCAUUUUUGGCCUCUUCGCCGGCUUCAGUGGCUGGAUCCUGUGGAAGGUGUUCCUGGAGCUCGACUCGACCCGUUACCCCCUGAUCAACUUUGGUGACACUUAUUAUCGGGUCUUCGGUCCCUGGGCCCGCCAUUUGGUGAACAUCGGACAGUCGUUGCAGCUGCUGAUGUCCGUCUCCGUGCUCAUUCUGGGUAACGGCCAGACACUGUCCCAGCUGGCCAACAACAAGCUUUGCUUCGUGGUGUGCAUGGUGAUCAUGAUGAUCAUCGGCAUGGUCUUCGGCAGCAUCCGGUCCCUGCAGCGUCUUGGAUGGUUGACCAACGCUGCGGUCUGGCUGAACAUUGCGGACUUUAUCAUGAUCAUGGUUGCGGCUGGUGGCAAAUUCGGCAUCGACUACUCCGCCACCAUCUCAUCCACCUUGAUUAAGGUCCAGGAGCCGGUCAAGGUGUUUGCCGGACCUCCGCCCGACCAGUACCAGAUGCAGGCCACGGGCUUUGCGGGUCAGUUCACUGGUGUCGACCAGAUGGUUUACAGUUAUGGCGGUGCCAUUCUGUUCGUCUCUUUCCUCGCCGAGAUGCGCCGCCCCUGGGAUUUCUGGAAGGGACUGUUGUGUGCCCAGAUGUUCAUCUGCUUCGUCUACAUCUUCUUCGGUGCCUUUGUCUACAGUUUCUAUGGCCAGUACUCCAUCUCCAACAUCUACAACGUCGUGGAGCCAAAGGGGUUACAGACGGCGGUGAAUAUAGUCUACUUCAUCACAUGUAUUAUUGCAUGCAUUCUCUACUUCAACAUCGGCAUGAAGUCUGUCUACCAGCAGGUCUUCCAGGAACUCCUUAACUUCCCCGACAUCUCCACCUUCCGCGGCCGCAUGCUCUGGUACGGCCUUGGCCCGGUCUACUGGGCCAUUGCCUUCGUCAUCGCCGGUGCCGUUCCCAACCUGAGUGGUAUCUCCAGUAUGGUCGGUGCUGCCCUCAUUCUGAACUUCACCUACACCCUCCCGGGUAUCCUCUACGUCGGAUUCCGCAGUCAGAAGGAUGCGGCCCUUCCGGGCGAGGGAUACAACCCCGUCACCGGUGUGACGACCCGCCACGACGGCGGCUGGAAGCGCUAUGCCCGUGGAUUCAAGAAGAGCUUGUACAUCAACCUGUUCUGUAUCUUCUACUUCUGCGGUGGUCUGGCCUGUUCGGGUAUGGGUAUGUGGGCUGCCAUUACAAGUUUGAUCGAGAUCUUCGGUCCGGGUGGUACGGUUGCCACGUCCUUCGGUUGUGCUGCCCCAGUUUAG
Molecule: messenger RNA, 1827 nt
Organism: Aspergillus ibericus CBS 121593
Lineage: Eukaryota; Fungi; Ascomycota; Eurotiomycetes; Eurotiales; Aspergillaceae
Product: transmembrane amino acid transporter family protein
Exons: 6
Coding region: 1-1827 (608 amino acids)
Biological process (GO): amino acid transmembrane transport
Cellular component (GO): vacuolar membrane
Molecular function (GO): amino acid transmembrane transporter activity
Source: RefSeq, a predicted model, not a curated record